Messenger RNA from Peromyscus leucopus (white-footed mouse), 9795 nucleotides. RefSeq names its product prolactin receptor (gene Prlr). Lineage: Eukaryota; Metazoa; Chordata; Mammalia; Rodentia; Cricetidae. Gene Ontology annotation, biological process: cytokine-mediated signaling pathway. Bases 430 to 2280 code for a protein of 616 amino acids. The transcript is spliced from 10 exons. The record is from RefSeq and is a predicted model, not a curated record. Gene Ontology annotation, cellular component: signaling receptor complex; membrane; external side of plasma membrane. Gene Ontology annotation, molecular function: cytokine binding; cytokine receptor activity.
AAACAAAUCAUGUGGGACAAAAUGAGUUCUAGGAAUAAGGGAUAUCAGGGGACAAGUUGUUGAAGAUAGCAAGAGCCUGCACCAGGGCAAUUUUGUGGCACAGCCCCUGGCAGGUAUUUGUGGCUGCUCCAAGAGACUGCAGUGCCAAGAAAACACACUUGCCUGUCAAAUGGUGGAAGUUGACACAAGAGGUCAAAGUCAAGCUGAGCUGAAUUCUGGGGAAACAGAAGAGUCAUCUUCCAGAAAGGAAUUCUCAUGGAGCUGACUAGUCAUUGACUGCUCAUUUCAGAAGUCUGCACUCUCUGACCUCCAAGGCCCCUCAAGCUAAAGGACACUUCUGUCUGUGAAGGUGAGCACCACAGAUGCUUUGCACAUGAGCCCUGAAGGGAGCCUCUGAUACAUUGCCUGUAGCAAGAAACAGGAGCCAACAUGAAGGAAAACAUGCCAUCUGCCCUUGCUUUCAUCCUACUUUUUCUCAACAUCGGUCUUCUGAAUGGACAAUCACCACCUGGAAAACCUGAGAUCCACAAAUGCCGUUCUCCUGACAAGGAAACGUUCACCUGCUGGUGGAAUCCCGGGACAGAUGGAGGACUUCCUACCAAUUACUCACUGACUUACAGCAAAGAAGGAGAGAAAGACACCCAUGAAUGUCCAGACUACAAAACCAGUGGCCCCAACUCCUGUUUCUUUAGCAAGCAGUACACUUCCAUAUGGAAAAUAUACACCAUCACAGUAAAUGCCACUAACGAAAUGGGAAGCAGUGCAUCGGAUCCACUUUAUGUGGAUGUGACUUACAUAGUUGAGCCAGAGCCUCCUCGGAACCUGACUUUAGAAGUGAGACAGCUAAAAGACAAAAAACCGUACCUAUGGGUAAAAUGGUCCCCACCCACCAUAACUGAUGUGAAAACUGGUUGGUUUACGAUGGAAUACGAAAUUCGAUUAAAGUCUGAAGAAGCAGAUGAGUGGGAGACCCAUUUUACGGGGCAGCAAACACAUUUUAAGGUUUUUGACUUAUAUCCAGGACAAAAAUACUUUGUCCAGACUCGCUGCAAGCCAGACCAUGGAUACUGGAGUAGAUGGGGCCAAGAGAAUUCCAUUGAAAUACCCAAUGAUUUCACCUUGAAAGAUACAACCGUAUGGAUCAUUGUGGCCAUUCUCUCUGCUGUCAUCUGUUUGAUUAUGGUCUGGGCAGUAGCUUUGAAGGGCUAUAGCAUGAUGACCUGCAUCUUUCCACCAGUUCCCGGGCCAAAAAUAAAAGGAUUUGAUACUCAUCUGCUGGAGAAGGGCAAGUCUGAAGAACUCCUGAGUGCCUUAGGAUGCCAAGACUUCCCCCCCACUUCUGACUCUGAGGACUUGCUGGUGGAGUUUUUAGAAGUGAAUGACAGUGAGGACGUGCAGCUAAUGCCAUCCCAUUCCAAAGAGUACCCAGGUCAAGGUGUGAAACCCACACACCUAGAUCCUGACAAUGACUCGGGCCAUGGAAGCUAUGACAGCCAUUCUCUUUUGUCUGAAAAGUAUGAGGAGCCCCAGGCCUACCCCCCUGCUUUCCACAUUCCUGAGAUCAUUGAGAAGCCAGAGAAUCAUGAAGCAAAUGCUCCUCCCACCCAGGACCCCCAAAGCAGCGUCCCCUAUUUUCAUGCAGAGGUGUCCAAAUCUUCAACAUGGCCUUUACUGCCUGGCCAACACAUGACCAGAUCUCCUUAUCACAGCAUUGUGGAUGUGUGCAAGCUAGCUGGAGGUCCUGUAGAUACACUUGCCUCUUUCCUAGACAAAGCAGGAAAAAAUCUUCUAAAAUUUUCUAAAACCCUCAAGACUGGAGAGGAAAAAGAGGUGGCUGAGCAAGAGGAGAUGAAAAGCUUCCAUUCUGAGACUAAACAGAACACAUCAUGGCCCCUGCUCCAGGAGAAAGCUCCCAUUGUCUAUGCUAAACCCCCAGAUUAUGUGGAGAUUCACAAAGUCAACAAAGAUGGAGUACUAUCCUUGUUCCCCAAACAGAAAGAAAACAACCAGGCGGAGAAGCCCGGGGUUCCUGAAGCCAGUAAGGAGUAUGCCAAGGUGUCUGGGGUUGUGGAUGACAACCUCUUGGUGUUAGUGCCAGAUUCACGAGCUCAGAACACAGUUUUGUUUGGGGAACCAGCCAAGAAGGCUCUACCAUCACUUGAACAGAAUCAACCUGAGAAAGAUCUGGCCAGCUUUGCUGCAACCUCAAGCAACUGCAGACUCCAACUGGGCAGGCUGGAUUAUCUGGAUCCUACAUGCUUCAUGCACUCCUUUCACUGAUAGCUAGACUUAUGGAACGAUCGGCUAAAAUGUGAUUUUCUUUCUUCAGGUAACACUACAGAGUCAUGGAAUAAUAUGGUCUGCUAGCGAAUGUUACAGGAUGUGGGUAAAAUAACACUACUUCACUCCUUUUCAUGUCGUGUUCAGCACUUGCCUCUUUUCAACAGCUGAUGUCCAGAACAAAUCGAUCUUGUUUCCUGUGAUUUGUAGACUUUCUCUUUGCUAUUACUCUCUAUAUAUGUGUGUAUAUAUGCAUAUAUAUAUAUACAUAUAUAUAUAUAUUAUAUGUGUUCAAUGAAAUAAAAGCACAUUGCUUACCAUUCUUGAGGGAUGGUGCCAGCAGGUAUAGCCACUGCAAUAGAUUUGGCAUGUGAUAGAAGAUAUGAAACACUCAAAAGGACUUAGCAGAAGAAGAUGACAGAUAUGCUGAAAAUGCCAUGAAAACUGCUUUUAAAACUGAUUGCUAAGCCUUUACACUCCUCUUUCAUUCUAUUAGGAUGGUCCAAGCAUAGCACUUUUUUGAAGGAAUACAUUCCGGGACACCAGCCAAAUUGUUUACAACAGUCCCUAUACCUUACUGAUCCUUUGCCUGUAUGCAAAUGAAAUCAUGCCCCAAUUUUUUCUUAAAGUAGUUUGAGUAUGUUAAGCAUGGGUUAUUCUGCCUAAGCUUUAUUUCUUUCUAAGGCCCCUAGAGUGUAUAGUUUGGCAGGAUAAAUUUUUCUUACAAAAUAAGAUCAAUGAAUUCCACGUGGUGAACCAUUUUCAAAUGUGUUCCUUGCUUCAUUUCAGCAAGACAGAUGAUUUGUUAUAGACCCUAGUAUUUUCUUAUUGGGAAAAAAAAUUCCCAAAGACUAAUUUUAAUCUAAACGGUAAUCAUUGCAGGAUGCUAAUAGAAGUGUUGCCUUACUGUAUAUACAAUUCUGAUUUAAUACAAACCCGUAAGUUUAGCACUGUAUUUUUGAAGACUAUUUUUCUAUUGCUUAGGUAAAGUAAAGACUAUUUUCUAACUUCCCAGUACUGCUGUUUACGUCUUCAAAUGGGGACAGUAAUUUCUGCUGCAAGGUUAUAAUGAGUAUUCAAAGUACAUAGUAUAUGUAGUAUAUAUGUGCAUAUAUAGUAUAUGCAGAACCUGUAAGAGUGAAGUGCCAGGCCAACCCAUUGCCCACUGAGGAAUGUGAAGCAGACGAAAAAUUCAAUUAAGUAGAAUAGAGUAUAGUCUAUCUGAUUAUUUUUUCUUCCAGAUACUUUAAAUAUCUGGAAUAUAGCCAGCCAUCAUUGACUUAAGGUUUUAGGACUCUCUAGACCUAAAAUAUUUCUCCCAUGAACUUAGGGCUCUGCUCACCUAUGGGUGUAUCUUAUGAACCAUCAUGAAAGUGGAGAGUAGUGACUGCUAGCAGAGUUUCCAAAACAGAAAAUUGGCUUUGUGUUAUUUAAUUUUUUUCUGAGCAAUCCCGAACACAAAAGAAUUUUAAGCAAAACUAAAAGUCAGUGUCUCUUUGGAAUAAAUGUAUUUGCAAACUCUUGGCAGAAGCUGUGCUCACAUCAAGAAUAUCCAGAUAAAAGUUCUAGGAAAGCAAGCAACUGUCCAGUGAUGAGAACAGCUUCAAAGAUAAGGGGAUGGGAGAAUCUGUAAGACAGCUUCAAGGGUAGGCUUCCUGAGGAGGCUCAAAGCCUUGUGUCCCCAUAUUAAUAGGAGUAUCCAUGACUCAUGUUCUGCACUCUGCUUCCCUCUGCUCUUCAUAUCACCUAUAGGCAAAUCAGUUGUCUGUCCAUUCAUUAACUGGAUAUAGAGACUCUGAACUCACCUCUUGUGAGUUAAAUAUGUCACCCAACAAGCACAUGUUGGUAGAUGCUGGAUUCAGAGAUUCCUUGAAGACCAAAAGUAGACAUAGAGCCAACAUUUUCAGAACUGCAAGUGCAAACACCUGAAGCAUAUUUCCCAGUACAUAAACAUCUUGUGAACAACAGAAGCAUUUGGGAAAGUUGUCCAGGAUCAUUCAAUGCCCUGGAUCCUCCAUACUAAAUGCCUGAGGACCAACUGCAUUGCAUCACAUGGGUGCUACUUGGAAAUUCUGUUUGCAGCAUCUCAAGCCUCAUCGAAGACAUACAGAAUUGGAGUCCGCAUUUUACUAAAUGCCCAGAUAACUCACAUGUACACUCAAGCUGGAGAAGCAUUGUUUUCUAUGACCAUUUCCACAAAAGGUUAUUUUUUCCCUCUCUUGGAAAGUAUGGAGCAAGUCUAUUAAACUUGAAAUAAGCAACACUGUAUGUAAAGAAAAAGCAAAAACAAAACUAUUAGUGAUUUAAGAUUCACAUAAUGAUGAAGUUUAUAUGAAGUCACAUGAGAGAAUGACAUGCAAAAUACACACAUCUUCCAAGAGAGCCAAUGAAUCUCGUUUACCUUGAAAACUACUGACAAAAUAAAUAUCAAAGCCAGUGUAAACUAAACCUUUCCCACAUAUUCUAUUCUUCUCCAGGAGAUAAAUAUAUGCAUUUAUUUACAAAUCAUGACCACUAUAGAAUUGAUAGUACAUAUAGUACUCAUAGUUUGAAACUUAAAAAUCUGCAUCUGAUAUAUAGUUUCACAGAUGUGAAAAAUAUGGCUGUCUAAAGGCAAGGUACAUCCCACAAAAAUCAGUUAACAUUCAUGAAAUUAAAAAAUAAAAUAAAAUAAAAUCCAUAGUUCAAUUUGUUUAUUAGAAUUCUUAUGGUCAAAUAUUUUCUGUUGAAAGACAGCUGUUUGAGUGAAAGAAUGAAUAUUAGGAGUCAAGAUAUCUGGGUUCUAGUCCUGCUUUGCCUUGGAAAGGCCAAUUACCUACUUUGGAUUUCAGUUUUCUCUGACUAUGUUGGAUGGAUAAUCUGAAAGCCCUAUUGAAAUUUGGUAUCCUUGAUUCUAUGACUCACUGAGUAACUUGAACCAAUUCCUGACAUCUUAAGUUGCCAAACAGUUGUAGAAAUGCAGAGUCACCUUCACCAAUGUACUCAUCUCUACUUCACUUCUUAAAGGCUCAACAUACCAUUAGUCUGCACAUAUGAAGACAAACAGGAUGUUGAGACUUUAAUUCAGACUCUAAGAUCAUGGGCAAAUAUGUGUGCAGAGAUAGGACGUACAGCUAAGAAAGACACAGGAAAUGAGACACUGGUCUUUAGAAAAACUUUCUUUGAUGCAUCAAGCCAUGCUUAUUCCUGUGUGGAGCCAACAGCCUCAAGUCUCUCUUCUUAUAUUUGGUUGUUGACUGUUUUCCUAUCAUCAUAGUUCACGAAUAACCAUUGCAUAUGUAAAUUAAAGAACCUUUUGCUCUGAAUCACAAAAAUGUAUACUUUGUAAGCAACUAAGAAUUCAGGUUCUGAAGUACAUGGAAACUGAAUAUAUCUGGUGGAUGGAUGAAACUUUAGGGCACAAAUGGCAAAGCAUUCUCUGAUAGGUUUAACAGAUGCAUAGAAGAAACUUUAAUAUGAGCACAACUUACCAUCAGCUCUGUCACUGACUUUUAAUAGAUGAUACAUUCUCCUAAGUGCCUGAGACCAAUUCUGGUAAUUAGUUAUAGGCUAAUGAUUCACUGUAAACUAGUUUGGUGAGAAGCAGCCAAGCUUCUGUUGCAUGUGUAAAAUCAAAGCUGGGAGGAGACUCUUUACUUGGCAUAAUCUGAGAGAACUGGUGAAUCUUCAGUUAAUGAACAAGCAAAGGACCUGAGCUCCAGGGUAAAGAUUGUCCAAACAGAAACCUAGCUCCUUUUCUUUUUAAUUUUUUUUUUAUUCAGCUUCCUUCUGCUGUCCAUAAUUUGAAGAAGAAAAAAAAAAAAAAAAAAAAAAAGCUCGGCUUGCCGUUAGGAACUUCAGUCUAGUAUAGACAAGAAAGAAACAGAUGUAUACAUUUAACAAAGUGCCUUUCCUUACUUUUAAAAAAAAAGGGUUCAGUUUGGAAGAAAAGUGCAUUGAUUGGAAAGUAAAUUUUACCUUAAAUGGAAUUCUUUUUAAAAAAUGGAGAUAUGAACAAAAAAGAAGCCCGAAAGGGGAUGACAAAAUGAACUAAAGACUAACCAGCAAAAUAUGCAGAGAUUUUUGUGUAUAGUUUAAUUGAAUCCUCACAGAACUGAAAUGAAUAGCAUCAAUUUCUUUGCCUGAGUCUGAGUGUGACUGGAGAUAAACCCGCCAGCCCAUGACUCAAGACUUUCCAUUCUGAAACAAAAUGCUGAUGCAUUCUUGAGUGACAUUGAAUUGUAUGCCAGGCCCUGAAGAGGACAAUAUGUACACUUUGAAGGUCUGCGCACAGAUGAAAAAGUAGUAAUGACCUUGAAUUCUAUCCCCCUGCCCCCACUCCCGACUUGCUAUGGAUGACAACCUCAUGUAUACUUCAUUGAACAAGAUUUCUUUUCUGACUCUUUGGCUCAAGCACAAUAUUGAUGCUCCUAGGAGAGUCACUGAGCCCUCCAUGUCCAGUUCUAGAUCACAUCACUGUUACUAAAUAGGCUGUAUGAUCCUGGUCAUCUCUUUUAAUUCAGGCCAUGGGUUUCCUCUCUUUAAAUAAGUAGAUUUGUGCCCUCAAAAAAUGUUUCUAAGACUUCUUAUAGGUCUGUCUUUGAAUUAAUUCUCAUGAGUUAAAUAAAAUCUAAGACUGCAGGUGAAAAGCCCAGACUCCACUGCUGACAUGCCAUUGACCUAGGCAGUAAAUGUCUGAGACUGUGUAUACUUAACAGAAAACUGAGAUCCACUUUUCCAAGUUAGGUAGACCAGAACCCUUGUGUCUCUGCUUCCUUCCAGUUCUGUAUACUGAGAGCUUUUUCAGCCCCUCUUCCCAGGACCUGUUGUUCUCCCUAAAGAUUAAUUAUGUGGAGUAGUAAACUUGAGUUCUACAGGAACAAAAUUACCUACAAACAAUGAUUUUGGCUCUGUAUAAGAUGGACCAAUUUGUUGAAUCUCCUCACAGACACAAACCCAAAUUGAGGUCAUAAGUAAGACUCCAUUUAGAUAUGUACUUGCUUAAAGAUUCAAGCUGGUAACUCAUUAUCUAACAAAUCUAAGCUAUCUUGAUCAAUAGUUAUUGACCGUCUUAAGGAGAAACUUUAAAAUAUUGACUAUUUGCUUCAGAGUUUAUGAUCUAAUGAGAAAAUCUACUUAUAAUCUUCUUAUAAUUACAAUCCUUUCCUAUGGUUAAUGGUCAUGUCAUCCAUGAAUCACAUGGGAAUCUUCUCCUCAGUCUUUUAUUUUCCUAAAAGGUAACUUUGGGUUUGAGCUCUGCAUGGUAUCAGUUUCCAAUGGUGGGAAAGGGUAGAAAAUGAGAUGUUCCAAAGUAUGAGAUGUAUCAGAACCCCAUAAAAUGGAGAGUAUUCAUUAAAUCAAGUCUAACUGAAAAUGGUAAAUCUACAUGCAGUUAUGAGUUAAUUGCUAAGAAGCAUAUGUAACUCAUGAGCUAACAGCUGUUCUGUUCAAACCAAUUCCAUUCAUUUCAAAUUAGAAAGCCUUGAGACACUCAGAGCAGAAGACAUCCAUCUGUAUGGUCUAGUCAAUGAGUAAAGGGGCUCACAGAUCAUUUUGGUAUAUUCAUUAAUAUUUACCUACUUGCCAUUUAAACAGAGAAGAAAAAAAUUCUAAAAGCCUUUGUGAGUGAAGCAGUACUAUCAAACACAAACUUUAAAAGUUAUGGUCAAAUUAUGACCCCUGGAAACCUUCAAAAUACAGGCUUAGUUUGUCUGUACACAUUUUGAAAAUUGGGGAGACAGUCUUUUUACCACAUUAUCUAAAAUGGAAAAAAAAACUAUAUGGGAAAAAUACUUCUGAAAAUAGUUCCUGAGAAAAAUAUUUUGAAUUUUUAAAACUACCUCCCUUCCACAUCCUAAUGACCUUCCUUCAAAGCUGCUUAUAGUUAGAAAUGAAAAAUACCACAUUUAUGUUUGGACUGGUGUUGAUGGAAUAUUUGAUAUAUUUCUCAUGUGACACUCCUAACUCUAAAGUAUCUGUUAUUUUACUCUAUAUUGCUUUUUGUGGUUCAAAACUGGUAUAUGCCAUAUUGAACUAUAUAAUCCUCAUGUUGUAAAUUUAUCAUGUAAUACAAAUGAAAAUCAUUAUUUAAUGACUUAUGAUCUAAUCAUAUCUAAUUUCAAUAUAGUUAUGUCUAUGUCUGUAAAGCAAAAUUAAAAAUAUGUAAUCAUAUAUGUAAUCAUGUAUUUCUGUUGAAACUGUGAAUGUACUGAUUUUUUCCUUAAUCUUUGUCUACAAGAUAUUGUAUGUCAUUGUAUAGCUGACCUGGGGUUUUAAUGUAUGUAAAGUACAAUCCACCAAUUAUUGAAAUGUCAACCCUUUGGCUUUGCUUCAUGUGAUCGCUGAAUGUUCUUCGCACCUUGAGACUUGCUUCUAUGCUCUAUCAUUAAUUAAUUGUAAACAAUGUAAGAGUCUCUUGUAUAAACCAAAGCAAUGCAGCCCAUUGAGUGAUCAUGUCCUGUGUAAAGCCAUAUUGAAGCAAAGACUCCGCUAUAGCAUAAGGCUCCCUAUUUCCAAAGCUGCCACUACCUCUCUCCUGCUCUUUCCCUAUAAAAUGCCAAGCAAAAUUCAACCUUUAAGUGGGAAAUUAGAAGUGAUUGCUAAUGUUGUCAUUUUUAACCUGAUAACAAACCUUCUAACUCACUACUUUGCAGAUGCUAGGUUUUAUAGAUAACCAUUUCUACAUUUUGAUAUUUUGUAGACAUUGGCUGAUGAGUAAAGUGCAGAAAGACUAUACUGUAAGUCAUCAGGUUUUUUUUAAAAAAAAAUCAUAGAUUUCAGGUAUUUUCCCCAUCAGUGAGUCACCUCAAGGUGGUUGGCUAAAGCCAUUAGAACUUAAGUUAUUAUAUUUGAAAUACCCAACUCAGUGCCUGGCUCAUACGAUUAUUUCCUUUGCCUCCCCUAGUUCUCCUUGUUUGUUGUUGUUGUUGUUUGAAAUGCAAAUGAACAGAAUUACAUGGAUGUAGAUAAAGUGAUUUUCUUGAAGAAUUUUUGCUGCUAGAAGAUCUGUAAUCAUGAAUUUAUAAUUUAAUUUCCCCAAACUCCCAAAAAAUAAAUACCCUCUUGAUUUGAUUUUAGCCAUCAAAUAUAUUAUGGCGUGGGAAGAGUCAGCCAUUUAUCAGAAAUAAUCUUGUUUUGAUCUUAGAGACUCAUUUCUAUGUAUCCCUAUUGUGAUGUCUACUUUUUUUUCUUUUAGUAUUAAAGGAUUAUACAAUGCUAAGUUCAUAUGAUUUGUCCUCUUACAUUUUUCACUCUGUGAAUCUUGGGUUAUUGCACAUUAAGCUUCCUGAUUUUCACGGACUGAUCCAUUUGUCUCCAUCCACUUUGUAGGGAGAACGUGGACAGUUAAAUCUUGUCAAUAAUAUGAAAAUCAUGCCAAUUUCUCACAUCACUUUUACUGCAUGCCGAAAAUAAUGCUUGCCAAACAGAAUCUUAGAGAUCCCAGAAUAAUAUGGUCAUUAUAUUUCUAUUUGUGUCAUUAUUGAAAAUACCCAGCCCAGUGCCUGGCUCAAUAAAUAUUUGUUUCCCUUGCUUGUC